Messenger RNA from Cydia amplana, 648 nucleotides. RefSeq lists its product as uncharacterized. The transcript is spliced from 5 exons. NCBI's taxonomy places the organism in Eukaryota, Metazoa, Arthropoda, Insecta, Lepidoptera, Tortricidae. Bases 42 to 602 code for a protein of 186 amino acids. The record is from RefSeq and is a predicted model, not a curated record.
ACAAAGUUUAGCGUGUUUUCGACGAGUUACAGUAAACCAGUAUGGUGGCGAGAAAACGGUGGCCAUUACCGCUUAUACACAUUAUACACGAGUUACUGCCUACUAAAACUAAACUAUCGGACAUGCGUUAUUUCUUGCUAUUAGCCUUUAUUUUAUAUGACAUCGUGGCUCAGGCGGCGUCUAGCUACGACUACGAGGAGCUGAUGGAGGGCAAGCACGCGCUCAACGAGGACCGGCGGAACUGGAGGAAGAAGGCGCUGGACCCGGGCAGCGACGUCGAGAACCUCAUCAGGGGGCAGCGCCGCUACGACGGCGCGGGCGGCGGGAAGAGCGCGGAGAUUUACGAAGAGAAAGAGCAAAAAAUGCCUGCAGCAAUGAAUUGUGAUCGACCACGUGAGAGGUACGAGCCGUGUUUCUCAGGCUGCGCUUCCGUGUCUUGCGACAACCCGCGCGACCGGCUGCGGCCGUGCUACCCGUUCUGCGAGCCAGGGUGCGUGUGCGUGCCGCCCUACGUGCGCGACGACCGCACGCACAAGUGCGUACCGCCGGAGGAGUGCACCAAGGGCUUAAAAGGAGUUCCAGACAUUGGAGAGGAGGUGUAAGAAAUAACAUACAUAUAGGUAUAAGGAAUUGUAAAUAUCGUACCUG